AUGUGGAACAAGCUCACCCAUCUCCCUGCUCUGCGCAUCCUCAAAUCAGAACUGGAAAGCUCAAGCAUGUUAUGGCGGCCUGAGGCUCUGAGUGACUUCCAUCGUGGCCUNCCACCCCUGGAAAAUCUCGCGCUUACUGGCGAGAUCAACCUAGCCCAGUCUCAGGAAUGGAUAUCAUCUCAUGCUUCAAGUUUGAAGCGACUGCAGCUGAGGCCGUUGGAGCACUGUAACAGGACAUUUGAUCUCGACUCACUGAGCUCAAUGGUCCAACCUCCUUUACUACUUCUCGAGCAUCUGAGCAUCACCAUAAAGCGAUUCAAAGGCGAUUCGGACGAAGUCGACACUUACAAGAUUCUCGGUGCGAUGCCCAAGCUACAGAGCAUCGUGCUCGGACUGGAUUGUUCAGAGCGUUCUGUCGCGACAUCGCCCUACCAUCUGUUGGAGCCGGAAGGCCCAGACACCGACUUCUGGCAGCGGACCUGGAAANNUGUGGGCGCGAACAUACACAUUCGACAUCCCCGCUAUCAUAACAUCAAGGAUGCUCUGAUAAACAGUGCCGUUGAUAAGAAGCUGGCAAUGGCCAUUUUUCGUACCAUCUCAGCCGCGAAGCCGGUCUGUUCGCUGCCACUAGAACGACUCGAAGUCCGUCCUAAUGGCACCGCGGCAGAGUAA
This is a messenger RNA of Aureobasidium uvarum, 672 nucleotides long. Lineage: Eukaryota; Fungi; Ascomycota; Dothideomycetes; Dothideales; Saccotheciaceae. The record is from the annotation of a GenBank genome assembly.